CUGGCCGCCCUCUCGAUGGUGCUGCUCUUCCGUUCGCAGCACCAGGCGCGGCGAGCCGAACGCAGCGCGAUCGCUAUUGGUCGCCCCGCCCCUCUGGAACAAGCCCCGCCCCUCGCGGUCAGACCACACCCCCAUGUGCAGGCCCCGCCUGUUGGGGGUCUCCCAGGCCGUGGGCAGUGGGUGUGUGGCAUCAGCGUGGCCGCACUGCACACUACUGCCCCGUGGGGCUCUGAGCCCCCUACCCUACCUCAGCUGCUCACAGGGGAGGCCCCAUGCAGCUCCAGCCCGGCCCCCAGCUCUGUGCCUCCUGACCUCCUGUGCCGUGACCUCGUGCCCGCUCGGCUGUGCCUGGCCACGCCACUUCCCAGCAUGGGGCCCUGCUGUGCCAUGGCUGCCCCACGCAUCCUCCUGCUCCUCACCCUGCUCCUCUCCACGCCGUGGGGACAGGGGCAGCGGCCGCCACCUCUCCGCAGCCCUCUGAAGGAAGUGGUGACUGAGGGGAACUUCAGCCUCAGAGAGCUGGUGGGGAGGUGGUUCCUGGUCGGCAUGGCGUCCCGCUGCAGCUACCUGGCAGAGAACAGCCACCGGCUGGAGGCCACAGUGAUGACAGUGGCUGUCCCAGAUGGGCAGAGCCUGGCCAUCAGCACCUUCAGGAAGCUGGAUGGGCAGUGCUGGGAGAUCAGGCAGCGCUAUAUCCCUGCAGGGGCCCAUGGACGCUUCUCUGUGAGAGUGUCCUCCACAGGCCGUGGCUACAACAGCAAGAUGGAGGUGAUGGUGGGAGAGACGGACCCACGCAGCUAUGCCAUCAUCUACUACCAGGACAGCCAAGGCCUCUCUGUCAAGCUCUACGGCCGCAGCAGCCAGCUCAGCGAUGCCGUGGUGGACAAGUUCGAGCAGCGUGCCAGGGCCGUGGGCCUGAGCGAGGACGUGACCCACUACUUCCCCACAUACGGGUUCUGCGACUCUGCAGACGAUCUCCACAUCCUCAACGAAACGGAGCCGUAGAUGGAGGCAAUGUUGCCAGGAUGCGCCCAGUACAGAUCUCUCACCUCAUGCAGCUGCCCAUGGACACGACCAUGCAGGGACGAGCUGGGGCUUGGCCAGACCCCACUGCUGCUCUGCAGUGCUGGAGCACAUCCUGGGCUCCCCUGUUCCUCCAGCCUGGCUGUAUCACCCCAUGGAUUUAUGCCCUUUGCCCCAUGCCCUGCAGCAGCCAGUGACACCCCAAUAAACACAAGGAAAACCUCUGA
Molecule: messenger RNA, 1250 nt
Organism: Numida meleagris (helmeted guineafowl)
Lineage: Eukaryota; Metazoa; Chordata; Aves; Galliformes; Numididae
Gene: C8G
Product: complement C8 gamma chain
Exons: 7
Coding region: 16-1005 (329 amino acids)
Biological process (GO): complement activation
Cellular component (GO): membrane attack complex
Source: RefSeq, a predicted model, not a curated record